AUGGCGGCGGCGAAGGACGCGGCGGUGGCGCUGAGCAGCGGGCACCGGAUGCCGGCGGUGGGGCUGGGUGUGUGGCGGAUGGACAAGCCGGACGUCCGCGGCCUCAUCCACGCCGCGCUCCGCCUCGGCUACCGCCACCUGGACUGCGCCGAUGAGCAAGAUUUAUUUGCCAAUCUUGGUCUGCUGUGCUGUACCGAUCCAAUUGUUGGAUGUUUCUUUCGAUGCCUCGUAUCUGGUACUAUCAAUGCCAAUGGCGCAGGCAUGCUUGGAAUGCGCUCUGCUGUGGAUUAUGUCUGGGGUGCUCUUUUCCUGGCAAAUACUUGUCUGGGGCUGCCAAUGAUCCAGCUGACUACCAAAAUGAAGCUGAAGUCAGGUGAUGCACUGGCAGAGGCGUUUCAGACCGGACUUGUCAAGAGGGAGGAUCUGUUCGUCACAACCAAGCUGUGGAACUCAGAUCAUGGCCAUGUGCUUGAAGCCUGCAAGGAUAGUUUGAAGAAGCUGCAGCUAGAUUACCUCGAUCUCUAUCUUAUUCACUUCCCAGUAGCUACUAGGCAUACAGGAGUUGGCACAACUUCUAGCGCCCUCAGUGAUGAUGGCGUGCUAGACAUUGAUACCACUAUCUCACUGGAAACAACAUGGCAUGCAAUGGAAGAACUUGUUUCCAUGGGACUGGUGCGCAGCAUUGGAAUCAGGAACAUUUAG
Miscanthus lutarioriparius is the source of this 702-nucleotide messenger RNA. Lineage: Eukaryota; Viridiplantae; Streptophyta; Magnoliopsida; Poales; Poaceae. The record is from the annotation of a GenBank genome assembly.